Phytomonas sp. EM1 is the source of this 1650-nucleotide messenger RNA. NCBI's taxonomy places the organism in Eukaryota, Euglenozoa, Kinetoplastea, Trypanosomatida, Trypanosomatidae. The record is from the annotation of a GenBank genome assembly.
AUGGAAAAUAUUCCACCCCCUCCCAAAGGACCAAGUCAAAUCCAAUAUAACUUUAUUACCGUAGAUGAAGCCUUGAAGGAGUUCGAUACGAUACUGUCACCAUACGAGCAAGAGGAAAUUACUUCAUACUCAAGGAUUUACUACGCCGGCCAGCGCUGUCGUGAUAAAAUACAAGCACCUCAACAGGGUCAUAAUUAUGGAUAUGAUAAUGCCGAUAGCGAGUACAAAAUAGUCGUACAUGAUCAUAUUGUGUACCGCUAUGAAAUUGUUGGCUUUCUCGGUGGCGGUACUUUUGCUCAGGUUGUUAAAGCUAUUGAUCAUGCCACUAAAACUCAGGUAGCAAUAAAGAUUGCCAAAAACCUGAAAGCAAUCACAAAACAGGCUGAAAUUGAGGCGGCUAUGCUAUUGUAUAUCCAAGAUGCGGAUCCAAACGACAUGUUUGGCUUUAUGCGAAUGCUUAACAACUUCAUGUUCCGUAACCAUAUGUGCAUCGUCAGCGAGCUGUUAGGUAUGGACUUGUACACUUACAUGGAAAUGACAGACUUUAAGUCCAUGUCGCUUCAAGAAAUUAAAAAUAUUGCCUCAACGAUACUCAUUUCGUUGGACUUUAUGUGGAGGAAGAAUAUCAUUCAUAGAGAUUUGAAGCCCGAGAAUAUUGUGUUCAGGUCUAAUGAUAGCAGAGAAGUCAAGAUAAUAGACAUGGGCUCCGCUUGCCAUAACGAUAAAAAAUGUUAUGGCUACAUUCAGUCGAGAUUUUAUAGAGCACCAGAAGUUAUUCUUAGGGUGCAAUCUGGACCUCCUAUCGAUAUGUGGAGCUUUGGCUGCAUUCUUUGCGAACUAGCUACCGGUUAUCCAAUUUUCCCUGGCGAAAAUGAAAACGAUCAAUUUAAGAUCAUCGUCGAUUACAUCGGGCCACCUCCACUGACAAUGCUUAGGGCAAGUGUAAAUGAAGCCAUCAACUCAGAUGCAACGCUAUGCUACCUCGCGUCUCAGGGCGAAAAUGCAAAGAUUCAAGGCCUGAGCGUCAAUCGGCUCGCUUCAUUUUUGGACGUCCCUCCAGACGAUGUUUUUCUAAACUUCAUCCAGCAGCUUUUAGUCUGGGAACCCGAAAGGCGCGCAACGCCAUGUGAGGCAAUGAGGCAUCCGUGGAUAUCGAAAAGUCUUAUCGUUCGCAACCCGACACAGGGCAUUGAUGAUAUUCCAACUAGGACAUUGACCCCAAACCUCGAAGAAUCAGUCGGGGCAAUGCCCACAACGCUCCACUCCCAGAAGACGAGAAAUGGGGAGCGUGAGGACUCAUGGAUACCCUUGGAAACCCAACCAGGCGCCACGACCGAGAGCACUUCAAAAGAAGCUGCCAUGGAGGGAAAGUCGGCCGCAGAGAUCUUCUCAAUGCUGUUGUCUUCUCCUUUUUCGAACUCUAAACUAAAUUUUCAUUAUACAAUGCUGUCGUGUAGCGAACCUGGCGCUGCGGAGCAGAAUAAGUUGUCGUGCCUUCUUCAGAAAGCCAAUGUCCGGCGCACGUGCAGACGACCAGUUGACGCAAUACACGCUAUUAUUGCACAAAAUGACUUCACUAGGAACAAAUCGGAGAUCGUGAAAAAUAGAUGUGAACAAGGUGAAUCUGUCACCGACACUCAUGGUCCUUAA